Phlebotomus argentipes is the source of this 3469-nucleotide messenger RNA. RefSeq names its product beta-mannosidase (gene beta-Man). The record is from RefSeq and is a predicted model, not a curated record. NCBI's taxonomy places the organism in Eukaryota, Metazoa, Arthropoda, Insecta, Diptera, Psychodidae. Gene Ontology annotation, biological process: glycoprotein catabolic process; carbohydrate metabolic process. Gene Ontology annotation, molecular function: beta-mannosidase activity. The transcript is spliced from 4 exons. Bases 264 to 3152 code for a protein of 962 amino acids.
GAGAGCUUCCACAGCUGGGAAUUUGUGCUUCCGAUGGGUUUGCGUGCUGUGUGUGGGUCGCCGGCGGAGGUUCUCGUUGGUUGCAGUGUGUUAAUGCCCACGGAGAAUCACUUUGCGCGCUUCGUGAGUGGAGAGAGCGAGAAAGAGAGCGCAAGAGGGAGUGUGUGAUAAGCUCCAGUGGCCGAGGAGACACUCUCGAUGGGCAGAAGAGCGUGGAUUCAGUGGCGACUUGUGCGGCAAAGGCGAAGGAGUGAAGUUUCCCAAUGUCGUGCCUCUGGUAUUUUGGGGCCAUGAGCUCCGCAGCGACGAUGACACUGCUGGUGCUGUACCUGGUGGCGUCCACAUCCUCCAGCCAGAUCGUCCUCAACACCGGCUGGAGUCUGCACAGCGAGAACACAAGCAUAAGCAUCAAUGGGAUUUCUCUGCCUUCCGGUGUCUACUCGGCACUGCAAGAUGCCGGCUACACCAACUCCGUCCUGCACUCGUACAAUGAUGUGCAGCUCAGGUGGGCUGCGAUGGAUAAUUGGGCAUAUUCAGUCAAUUUCACAGUGACCGAUGAAGUUCUGGCCGCCAAGCACAUCAUCCUCACCCUCCACGGAGUGGACACUGUGGCUGAAGUGUACUUGAAUGGGUUUCAAUUAGCCACAGUGGAUGGCAAAGUUCAGCUGGACAACAUGUUCACACGCUACAGAUUCGAUGUGAAGCAAUUGCUGGUGGAAUCCAUCUUCGAGCGCUUCUGCACUGUGACGGUGAGAAUAAAAUCUCCUGUGAUCUAUGCGAAAUACUUGGCCGGGAAACAUCCCACAACUCCUCCAGAAUGUCCGCCCAACGUGUACAACGGUGAGUGCCACAUGAACUUCCUGCGGAAGAUGCAGGCGAGCUUCUCCUGGGAUUGGGGACCAGCCGUUCCCUCGUCCGGACUGUGGAGACCCGUCGUCUUGGAGUACUACAACUCAGUGGUGAUCAGAGACAUCACAGUGCAGCUGGAGGAGGACAGAGCCCAGGAUCUGUGGAAUGUGCAUCUGGUGAUUUAUCUGGAGGCUGGCAGUGGAGUCAAUGAUGUCAAAGGAACGCUCAAACUGACUUUCGUGGACUUUCCAGGAAGCGAGAAAUCUUUCCAGGUGGACGAGAAGACGGAUGCGAGUGGAGAAUUGGCCUUGACCGCUUCUCUGGAUGUUCCCAGGAGUGAUGCUGAGCUCUGGUGGCCAAAUGGCUAUGGCAGACAGAAGUUGUAUGUGCUCCAAGCGAUCUUCGAUCCCGGAAACAUUCCACGCACCAGAGGAAAUGCAAUUGUUCAGCUACAGCAGGAGCAAGUGUCCAAGAGCAUCAAGGUGGGCUUCAGGACCAUCGAACUGGUGCAGGAAGAGACGCCAGACAAUGGCGGCAAGGGAUUGUCCUUUUACUUCCGCGUCAAUGGGGUGGCGAUCUUCAUGAAGGGCACCAACUGGAUUCCCUCCAGCAUUCUGCCGGAGAAGUCCUUCAGCAUGCAGCACGUGAAGCAUCUCCUGAAGGCCGUGAAGACGUCGCACAUGAACAUGAUCAGAGUCUGGGGAGGAGGUCUCUAUGAGGAUGAUCGCUUCUAUGAGCUGACAGACACUUAUGGGAUUCUCAUCUGGCACGAUCUCAUGUUCGCCUGCGCCAUGUAUCCAGUCUUCCCGGACUUCCUGGCGUCUGUACAAGAGGAAGUGCGUCAGAAUGUGCGCCGGAUUCAGAGCCAUCCGAGUGUGGCCAUUUGGGCGACUAACAAUGAGAAUGAAGUGGCUCUGGUGCAGAAUUGGUAUCACACAGGCGGCGAUCGGCAGAGAUUUGAGCGGGAAUAUCGUCAGCUGUACAUCGAUGUGGUGAAGAAGGAGGUGGAAAUUCAUGAUCCCUGGCGAGAGUGUCUCAGCUCGUCUCCGUCAAACGGACGCCAGACAGAGGCGGAUAAUUGGAUAUCCAAGGAUCCUCAGGAUUGGCAUUUUGGCGAUAUUCACUACUACAAUUACGACCUGGACGCGUGGAAUCCCUCAAUCUACCCAAGACCUCGAUUCGUCUCCGAGUACGGCUUCCAGAGUCUGCCCUCGUUGAAUGCCUUUGAGAGCAUCCUUGCGCCAAAGGACAACAUCAGUGAGAUGAUAAAUCAUCGGCAACACUCUCCGCUGAGGAAUUUUCCCAUUGAUGGACUGAUAAAGCGCCACUUGCCGCUGGAGACUCUAUCCGGAGAUCCCAAGGAAGUCCUGGAAGCGUACAUCUUCUUCAGUCAAGUGAGUCAGGCGAUGGCCGUGAAGACAGAGACGGAAGUGUAUCGCGCCGGUCGCAUUGGCCCCAUGAACACCAUGGGGGCGCUCUUCUGGCAGCUCAACGACGUCUGGGUGGCGCCUUCGUGGUCCAGUAUCGAGCUGAACGGCAACUACAAGAUUCUCCAGCACUGGGUGAAGCAAUUCAUGGCUCCGCUGCACAUCAUUCCGCUGGUGGAUCCGCGGAAGAACCUCCGGAUUUACGUGGUGAGAGACUCUCUGGGUGAGACGCAGAAGCUGACGGUGAGAUUGCAUCUGCACCACUGGGCGGGAUUCGAUGUGAAACUGGAGAAAUCAUGGUCACUGGACAUGCUUGUGGAACUCUUCUAUUGCAUUUUCAUCUCACGAAUUGCCCCAAAUCCUACCAAAAAACUCACAAAACUUCAACACACUAUUUUGACGAAUGCAUUUAAAUCUCUCUUCCAGGAGGAAAACACUGCAGUGAUUCUGGACACUCUCAACUUUGUGGAUAUCUUCGGAUCAGAAGUGAUGGAAAAAUCCGGCUUUCUCUAUUUCCUCCUCGAAGACGCCUCAGGUCGACUGAUCUCCACUAAUUUCAUCUUCCCGGAGAAGCUGAGAGACGCCCAGGGAAUCGUAAAUCCACACAUUGACGUCGUUGUGGCGUCCAACAGAUGCAGCUUCUCCGUCAGCCAAAUCUCUCUCGAGGUCAAGGCUCGAGCGCCGGCGAUUUUUGUCUACAUCCAAAUCAACAAUCCAGACAUCAAGAGUUACUCGCUGUCGAAGAAUGGCUACAUUCAGUUGGAGCCAAUUCACAUGAUAAGACUGGAGUUUGCGAACGAAAACUGCGCCACAACACUCCAGAAGAGAGACAUUCGCAUCCUCACCAUUAAUGACUACUUGAAGACCACCCAGUAAUUCUUGCCACCGAUCUUGCCAAACACAGAUGGGAGGAUUAUGCAAAUUAACCACGAUGUCAAGCACACUUCUCCAGUGAUAACUUCUCAAUCGCCGCACGAAGGUCGUUCACUUCGUUGGCAUGAGCGCAGCUCUCUGGAAUGCCACCGAAGACCUCAUGGAACUCCGCCAGGUGAUCUCUCCCCAGGGAUUUCGCCGUCUCUGCAGGUGACAAAUUAAAGUAAAGUGAUUUCAAUAAUCCACAAAUUUAUGUUUAAAGAGCAAAAAGAACGAUGUAUUUUAUCAAAUAAAAACCUUAUAAGAAACUCACCCAAUAA